Penicillium alfredii is the source of this 1719-nucleotide messenger RNA. Its product is annotated as Zn(II)2Cys6 transcription factor. Bases 1 to 1719 code for a protein of 572 amino acids. Gene Ontology annotation, molecular function: transcription cis-regulatory region binding; zinc ion binding; DNA-binding transcription factor activity, RNA polymerase II-specific. The record is from RefSeq and is a predicted model, not a curated record. The transcript has 3 exons. Lineage: Eukaryota; Fungi; Ascomycota; Eurotiomycetes; Eurotiales; Aspergillaceae. Gene Ontology annotation, cellular component: nucleus. Gene Ontology annotation, biological process: positive regulation of transcription by RNA polymerase II.
AUGGAGAUUCGCACCGUGGACACUCCAGUGACGGCGGAUUCCUCGCCAGACUCUCAUCCGCAAUCUACCGAGCCUCGCAAACGCGUCCGCCGCUGGCACCAUCGAGGGUUUACUGGCUGCUCGACCUGUCGUCGACGUCAUGUUCGCUGUGAUGAGGCGUCUCCCGCCUGCAACAAUUGCACGCGACUGGGGCUCGAGUGCGAUGGGACCCAGGGCCGCAUGACUUUUAAAGUCUACGGCCCGUCCCAGUCCCAACCGGAAUCUUCCAAGGCGCCCAAAGCCCCGAGGAAGCAAAAGAAGCCCGCCAGUUCGGAGUCCGGAGAGUCUGCUGCAAGCAGCCCUAUCGUCAAAAAAGAAGAACCCGAUGAGGCCCGCGAGGCUGUCGUGGUGUCGCCAACAACCGUGGCCCAACCCCCCACACAGUUUCAAUUCCAAGAACCCAUCUCCCCGGCGAGUCUAGUAUCUACUUCCCUACAAAAUGCCGAUGAGCGCUACUUCACCCACUUCAUCGACCGCGUGUCAACACUCCUCAUCAUCUACGACAAUUCCAUUAACAUUAACCCUUACCGCCGGUACUUUCCGGAUUUCGCUCGAUCGUCUCCCUCCAUGGCGAAUGCCAUGCAGGCCUUGGGCGCGCUGCACCUGGCCAACACCUCGGACGGGCACCAGCGAAAUAGACAUUUUCAGCAGGCCAUGGGCAAGUACGGCGAAGUCGUCAAGACAUUCCGCGGCCGCUAUGCCGACCGGAGCCAGCAGCUCGGCAUGACGGAUUUUGCCACGUGCCUCUUGUUAUGUUUAUUCGAGAUGAUGGACUCCCAACACCAGAAUUGGGCAGUACAUCUGCAAGGCGCGCGUGAGAUCUACAAUCGCAUAUUUUACCCGCAUACCGGGGAUUCGGCCCGCGAAGCCCAGCGCGUCGCCGAGUCUAACCACCCGCUACGCUCAUUCCUCGUCUCUCUCCUUUCUUACCUGGAUGUAGCCGGCGCGUGUGCAACGCCCGGCGGUACUGUGGUGGAAGGCAACUACUGGAAGACCCUCGGUGGCGGAUGGGAAUACAAUCUGGGCACGCCGAGCCUGUCCUCGUCCUCGAUCCCCGAUAACCCGCGCCUGGUGGAGCUCCGGCACGCGUGGUCCGGCAUGAUGGAAGUCCAGGCGGCAAUCAGCACCUUCGCCCGCGACAAGCAGUGGAUGUCCCCCGACCAGCAGGAUGGGGUGUACAAGGAGAUUUUCAACCGCUUGGUUGUUUGGCGUGCCAGCGCCCCGGCGAGUCUCCAACUACUCGGCGAUCUGGACGACGAGAGCUUACGUCAGUACCCCUUCUCCGAUGUCGUUGAGUAUGUCGGCUGUAUCGAGGCCUACGAGAAGGCGACGUUCGUCCAUCUGCAUCAAGUCGCCGGAGCUGGUCGCCCUAACUGGAUUUCGGAUCACACUUACUUGGACAUACUCAUCAGUCGCAUUCUCACGUUGAUCUACAAAUUGUCCAGUGAUGUUGGCCAAUUGGCUGUUCUGUGGCCUCUUUUCAUUGCUGGCCAGGAAACCAGCAAGGAAGAGGAGCAGAAGUACGUCCGCAAAACUAUGCUCGAGCUCCGGCGGUUUGGUUUCAAGAACGUCGACAGAAGCCUCGAGCUCCUGGAAGGGGUAUGGUUCAAGCGCCGCGCCUUUCCAGAAGGAUGGACACAGACCCUGGACGAGAUCCAGACGAAUAUCCUCCUUCCAUAA